AUGACUAUGAGAAAGGCACAAAGAGUUAAUUGGCGACAAUUAAACAACGAUGAGCUCAAAGAAUGGAGAAACAGGAGACAUGUGAUUUUACAAGGGGAUGUCGUGUUAGGUGAACGCAAGCUAAGUCAAGAGUAUUUAACUUGGUUUCGUGCCAUUCCUUAUGUGCACAUUGCUCCGGACCAAUUUUUAACGGACCCACGCUUGCAAGGAUCAUCAUCGACACAACAAACUACGGCAUCAAUGCAUCAGGAUGUGCCACCAACCCACACAUCCCAACAUUCAUACCAAAACCAAACACCCAACAACCCACUCCAUCAACAAAACUAUACCUACCAAUACAACCAACAAUAUCAGCCUCAACCAUACCUACGACCACCCAUACAGUUCACCCCAGUCCAACCGCCCCUCUUUGACCAUACCGACCCUCAUUUCCAAUAUCAACCCUCCAACACAACCUACUCUCAACCCGCCUCGACCAUCAACACUAUCUAUACUCAACCCACCCAGAACUUUACGCCUGAUGACGUCUACUACCCAACCUUUCAACACCCCCGAUCCGAAACCUACCCGCAACCACCACACUCAUUCCAACAAUUUUUGUUGACAGACGAGCAACUGAUGCAGAUGUCGGAUUUUAACAUUGAUGAUCUUCUUGAUGAGCAACCGGGACCCUCUUCACGGCCGACAAACCCCCCUACAACACAUCACCAUGAAGACAUGUCUUCUGACUCUUCUGAAUCAACUAGAAAUGAGCGUUUGGGUAGGGGAAAUAGACAGCGAAGGAUCCCUAGGUGUGGAACUGGGGGACAUAUUAGAUGA
Messenger RNA from Lathyrus sativus (Indian pea), 819 nucleotides. Lineage: Eukaryota; Viridiplantae; Streptophyta; Magnoliopsida; Fabales; Fabaceae. The record is from the annotation of a GenBank genome assembly.